Etheostoma spectabile (orangethroat darter) is the source of this 1191-nucleotide messenger RNA. Its product is annotated as vesicle-associated membrane protein 8. Gene Ontology annotation, biological process: vesicle-mediated transport. The coding region runs from base 388 to 699 and encodes 103 amino acids. The record is from RefSeq and is a predicted model, not a curated record. Gene Ontology annotation, cellular component: membrane. The transcript is spliced from 3 exons. NCBI's taxonomy places the organism in Eukaryota, Metazoa, Chordata, Actinopteri, Perciformes, Percidae.
UUUUAAACUAGAAUGUGUUCUUUUAUUGUCUUAACUAUUCCACCGCUAUUGAAUCAUUGAUGGAUGUGUGGUGGCAGAGUUCAUGAAAAGCAGGAAAUGAAAGUAGUGCGUGUUCACUGUCGGACUUCAGUUCUUCGUGUCGAUGACGACUGGCUCCUGUUGAGCCAAUGAGACUUUGAUUGAGGCAACUGGGAGUUAAUGAGUAACACGGCAGAGGUGCAACCUUCAGCAGACGUUUGUUCAGCUUUACUGUGCGUUGAGUCACAAGAAGCACAGAGCUCUGCGUGUGUUUCUUAUACUGGCAGGACUGGGUGACAGGACUUCGUGGAGGCUUUGCUUUUUUCAUAGGAGUUGUUUUGUUGACUGUGUCGGAGGAACAGAGCUUCCAUGGCUGACACAAGGUCUCAGUCCCCGGCCGCUGGCUCGACGGCUAAACUGGACCAGGUGCAAGGCCAGGUCAACGAGGUCAAAGUCAUUCUGAAAGACAACAUCAGCAAAGUGCUGGAGAGAGGGGACCGAUUAGAUGAUCUGAUCGGCAAGACGGACGACCUGCAGGCGUCGGCUGACUCUUUCCAGAGAACAUCCACACGGGUUGCCAGGAAAUACUGGUGGAAAAACAUUAAAAUGAUGAUCAUAAUUGGCGUGAUCGUGCUAAUCAUCGUUAUCCUCAUCAUCCUCUUUGCCACAAAAGUUAUCUAAAUAACCCCCGACCUGAACUUCAGCAGCACCUCGGGACUGAGAGCGAUGAAGACGGUGGAUGAAGCUCACCGGUUAUUUAGCGUGUACUUGCCCUCGUGAGAGAGUCUCAGAUCAUUUCAACUCAAACAAACGGGUAUUUCAAGAAAUAUUUAUGUAAAUUCAAAAGGGUAAAUGAUUUUUGUAACACAUGCAAGCUUAUUGGCCGGCUGCUCUGCGAUAAAGCUUAUGAUGACACGACGUAAAUUAGAGCUUAAAUUGUUAGAAACUUGGCUGAACUACUUCUUGAACACUCCAACAGUCAAUGUGACGUAAACGUACUAUUUCACAACGGAUCACAUAUGCAAAUGAGUCUUUAUUUUUAGUUUAUUGUAUUUCUUUAUGUCCAAUGGCCUGUGUAUAUAUAUAUAUAUAUAUAUUCUGUUUAUGACUGUCAAACUCUGUAAUAACAUAUACGACUGAUGACUACGAUAAAAAGGAAAUUGUAAUAACGCA